UCUGAUCACUGCUGAAGUCGCUCCCGUUUGAGUGAUUUGCUCCCACUGCGCGGAACCGGUCUCAUGUGGUCUAAAGGCUUCACUGUACAGUGCGGCACUGACUGUAUUUUGUGGGCGAAAUGUGGCAGUCAAUUGCGCCCCACAAACAGUGAUGGCCCGAAGUGACCGAACUUAUCAUUGAUUGGAAGGAUUAUUAACCACAGAAAACAACAACAAAUGACAUUUCUGUAACGCCUUUCGGGCGAUCGGUCAAUCGACUAACGACCGGGUUCCGACUCGCUGCCCGGUGACCGGGCGCGUGGAGUCAGGGAACGUGGUUAACGUUUGGCCCGGCCCGGGCAUCGAACCCAGGUCCUCUCUCGCUUGGGACGUCCUCCUGACGUGAAAGGCGCUCUAUAAAUGGAAUCUUGUUGUUGUUGUUGUUGUUGUGAGGCGAGUGCUCUAACCACUCGACGACAGGACUCCCACUGUUCCGCGUGUGUGCUUCAGGGGUCAAACGCUUUGAGACGCCCUCCCGCCCUGAAAGGGGUUGUAUACCUGUAUCUUACCUGUGUGUGUGUGUGUGUGUGUGUGUGUUUAUCAGUGUGUAUGUAUGUAUCGUAGUGUGAGUGCGUUUAUCAGUGUGUGUGUAUCAUAGUAUGUGUGUGUUUAUCACAGUAUUUGUUUAUCAGUGUGUGUUUAUGAAUGUGUUUUUAUCAUAGUGUGUGUGUAUCAUAGUUUGUGUUUUAUCACUGUGUGUGUGUGUGUGUGUGUACCAGUGCGUGCGUGCGAGUCUCUGACUGUUCAGUUGCAGGCUUCAUCCGGUUAAACUUUGAGCUGUGGAAAUGAUGUUAAUGUGUUUAGUUAGUGAUAAGCACUAAGAGAUAAACAGUUGCUGGUGGCUGAAGGCAGACAGAGGGGAGAGAUGUGGCGACGAGUGGUAGUUUACAUGCAGACGGUGCUGCUGUUGGUGUGUAUUUGUGUGAGGGUGGCUGUGGGCCGGGUAAUGCUCACCCUGUUCCCGGCUACCACGAGGAGGCUGGAGCUGAGAAACGGCCUGAAGACCACCAUGACCCUGAACCCGCGGUUCCGCUUUGAGGACUGGGGCCCCAGUAUGUUCAGUCUGAGCUCCCUGCGGGCAGUAACCACCAGCAUCAUCGCCAACAGCGGGGAUCGAGCCUUCCCCGGCCAGCCAGCCCCCGACACUACCCUCAUUGACCUGGACAACACAGCUCACACUAUCCGCAGCUUCAUCAGGGGGAGCCGGCCGCUGGUACUGAGUUUUGGCAGCUGUACCUGACCCCCGUUCCUCUUCAAGCUGGGCGACUUCAAGAAGCUGGCCGAGGACUUUGCCCAGGUCGCUGACUUCCUCAUCAUCUACAUUGAGGAGGCGCAUGCCACAGAUGGCUGGGCUUUCAAGAACAACGUGGAGAUCAGACACCACCAGAGCCUGAGUGACCGCCUGAGCGCAGCCCGGCAGCUGCUGAGUGAGGGGCUGCCCUGCCCCUUGCUGGUGGACAACAUGGACAAUCAGGCCAGCGCUCUGUAUGCAGCUCAGCCCGAGAGACUGUACAUCAUCCAUAACGGUACCAUCAUCUACAAGAGUGGAUUGGGUCCCUGGGGGUACAAGCCAGAGGAAGUACGUGGGGUUCUACACACACUAGAGUAAAUCACUGAACUGUUGCCAGCGAGAGACAGAGACACAGACCAGCCUCGUUAACAGCAGCAAACCUGAAAACCUUUACCAAAGGAACUCUCUCCCUUAUUCAGAAUGAUUUUCUCAGCCUUAAACGCUGUGGCUGGGAGCUGAUGUGUUGAAUACGGAGAAACAGCUCUUUUGUUCUUGGUUAGUUUCUGGAUCAGGAGUGAUCGAACACUCAACAUCCUUUAUCUGAUUUCUUACUUCACAUUAUGUAUUCUCUGCCAUUGUAUCUGCUGUUCUGUUUAUGGUGACCCUUUCCUGGGAAAUGCUGUGUAACGUGUGGAGGGAUGGCCUGGGAAUCACACAUGCAUUAUCUUAGUCACUCCCUGGGGUGUCAGUGUCUGUGUAAGAUUAUGUUUGUGAUGCAUUUUUUUUUAAAAAAGGCUUUUAAUUAAUUUCUGUAUACUUUUAGAAUGUAACCUGCCCAUAAUCCUUUAAUAAAGUGGAUUUGAUGUGGUGUGGCAGGGUGUGUGGAUUUGAUUUAAUGACUAGUUUAGCAGGGCUUAAAAAUAGCUUUGCUGGACCAGUCGAGGUUAGCUUCUGAUUAUAUUUCAUAUUUUCCUGGGAAGAUGUUCACUCCUCUGAGAUAAUUAGCAAUCAGAUCCUUAAGCGCAGAACAAUGGACCUCAGAAAGAAAAGGCUACAACCUCAGAAACCUGCCUAACCCAAGGCUGAAAAACACACAGGCUGGAGAAGGCUGCCAACACAACAUUACUCAGCUCUCUUUCUCCCUAUCAGUUUUUUUCCCAUAGGAAAAGAGCCCUCACAAGGUUGCUAGAAGCUUGUAAAAGGGUGGGGGCUUCAUUCACUGUGACAAAGGGAGGCAGGGUUAGAAACUCAUAAAAGAAAGAUGUAACUAUGGAAUAGGUGAAGUCAAACUAGAGGGUCAGCACUUCUUCCCAGUGGGACCGGAAAAUAUCGAUUUUAGUGUAUCUAUUGCUUUAGUUUGAGUUUGUGUGAUUUACUUAAUAAACUUUGGAUUAUUACACAAC
Molecule: messenger RNA, 2673 nt
Organism: Callorhinchus milii (elephant shark)
Lineage: Eukaryota; Metazoa; Chordata; Chondrichthyes; Chimaeriformes; Callorhinchidae
Gene: dio1
Product: iodothyronine deiodinase 1
Exons: 4
Molecular function (GO): thyroxine 5'-deiodinase activity
Source: RefSeq, a predicted model, not a curated record